AAAGUACUUGGCAACCCUUGGGCGCAAUCUGUAACACCGGCAGAGCUCGUGCAUAACGGGAGUGAUCUUUUUAUGCGAUUAACUUAAACAUAAGGCAUCUUUUAUACAGGCACGUUUUCAAGGCUAGAAUAGCGUUAAGGUGUUGGUUCGUCAACACUUCUUCAUCAUCUCUAUAAAUCCUGCGCUAUUUCUGUCGUUUCAAUGGCAAGGCGGCAAUUAAAGGUACAGACGCCUAUCGAUUAUUAUUGUCCAGCCAGCUAGAGGUUGCUCGUGCUGUGUCGGAGUGAAUCUCGAAGGCCAGAGGCGGAUUGGGUGAUCCGGGUGUCCGGGAGAGGAGAGGGAAGAUGGGCUCGGGGUUUCGGAGUGAGGAGAUGUGCUUGGCGCAGCUGUUCCUGCAGUCCGGCUCGGCGUACGCCUGCAUCAGCGAGCUGGGGGAGAUGGGACUGGUCGAAUUUCGAGAUCUCAACCCCAGCGUCAGCUCCUUCCAGCGCCGAUUCGUCAGUGAAAUCAAGAGAUGUGAGGAGAUGGAGAGGAUUCUGGGGUAUCUGCUGAGGGAAAUUAGGAAGGCUAAUAUUGCUGUGCCAGAGGCUGAAGUUCCUCCUGUUGCUCCUGCACCCAAAAAUGUCUUGGAGAUCAUGGAGCAGCUGCAGAGGCUGGAGGUGGAGCUCAGUGAAGUAGCCAAGAAUAAAGAGAAGCUGCAGAGGAACCUGCUGGAGCUGAUGGAGUACACACACAUGCUGAGGAUCACACGCUCAUUCGUGCACAGCCGCUCCAGGCAUGAAGCCUUGGGCCCUCAGUAUGAAGAGUUUCCGUCUUUGGAGACUGAAUCGGUGACAGGCUGCACCAGUAUGCAGAGACUUGGUGCCAAACUCGGGUUUGUCUCAGGAUUGAUCCAGCGGGUGAAGGUGGAGGCGUUUGAACGCAUGCUGUGGCGAGUCUGUAAAGGUUACACCAUUCUCAGCUACGCAGAAGUGGACGAGAGCCUGGCUGAUCUCGACACAGGGGAGAUCAGGAAGAAUGUGGUGUUUCUCAUCUCCUUUUGGGGCGAUCAGAUUGGGCAGAAGGUGCAAAAGAUUUGUGACUGUUACCACUGUCAUAUUUACCCUCAUCCCGAGACAGACGAGGAAAGAGCCGAUGUUAUGGACAGCCUGAGAACACGCAUUCAAGACUUGCACAAUGUUUUGCACCGCACUGAGGAUUACUUGAAGCAGGUCUUGCAUAAAGCUUCAGAGUCAGCCCAGUCUUGGGUUCUGCAGGUGAAGAAGAUGAAGGCCAUUUAUCACAUCCUCAACCUCUGCAGCUUCGAUGUCACAAAUAAGUGUCUCAUUGCUGAAGUGUGGUGUCCUGUCAGUGACCUGGCCAACCUGCGGCGGGCGCUCGAGGAGGGGUCGAGAAAAGGAGAUGCCACAGUCCCAUCUUUUGUGAACCGUAUCCCGAGCAGCGACACUCCACCAACACUUUUAAGGAGCAACAAGUUUACCUCAGGCUUUCAGAGUAUAGUGGAAGCCUAUGGAGUGGGUGACUACAGAGAGGUCAGCCCAGCUCCGUUUACCAUUAUCACUUUUCCCUUCCUGUUUGCGGUCAUGUUCGGAGAUCUUGGUCAUGGAUCAGUCUUGACGCUCUUUGCUUUGUGGAUGGUGUUAACUGAGAAAGAUCACACAAGGAGACGACCAGGAAAUGAGAUCCGGAUGACCUUAUUUGACGGGCGGUACAUCAUACUGAUGAUGGGCUUGUUCUCCAUAUACACUGGGCUCAUUUAUAAUGACUGUUUCUCCAAAUCCCUCAACAUCUUUGGCUCAGCAUGGAGCGUCAAGGCCAUGUUCACAGAACAAGAGUGGACAAAUGAAACUCUACGAUCAAAUAUGUUACUCACCUUGAAUCCCAAUGUUUCGGGUGUUUUCUCUGGGCCGUAUCCUUUGGGCAUUGAUCCAAUCUGGAACAUGGCCGUGAACCGCCUUACCUUCCUCAACUCCUACAAGAUGAAGAUGUCUGUGAUCAUCGGCGUUGUCCACAUGAGCUUCGGUGUUGUGCUCAGUGUCUUUAACCACCUGCACUUCCGACAGAAGUACAAGAUCUAUCUCCUUUUUCUUCCUGAGCUGCUCUUUCUGCUUUGCCUCUUUGGGUACUUGGCCUUUAUGAUCUUUUACAAAUGGCUGGCGUACACAGCACGAGACUCACAGCUGGCACCGAGUAUCCUCAUCCACUUCAUCAACAUGUUCCUAAUGCAGGCCAAUGCCACCUCACCUCUUUAUCCCGGCCAGAUGGGACUGCAGGUGUUUCUGGUGGUGGUGGCGCUGCUGUCGGUGCCAGUGCUGCUGCUUGGCAAACCUCUGUAUCUGUACUGGCUGCAUCACGGCGGGAAGAGUCUGGGGAUCCACAGGGUGUGUCUGUGUUCUUGUGGCUAUGAGCGAGUGCGACGUGUGAGUGAAGAAGAUCUGUCCCCAUCUGUAGUUCAUGAUGAAGAGGAAGGACUGAGCGAAUCAGGAGGCCCUCAAGAGUUUGAUUUCGGAGACGUCUUUCUGCAUCAAGCCAUUCACACCAUAGAGUACAGUCUGGGCUGUAUUUCCAACACAGCCUCCUACUUGCGGCUCUGGGCCCUGAGUCUCGCCCACGCUCAGCUGUCGGAGGUGCUGUGGGCGAUGGUGAUGCGUCUCGGUUUGAGGAUCAGCUCCAGACUGGGCGUUAUUUUCCUUGUGCCAGUGUUCAGUGUGUUUGCUGUGCUCACCAUCUCCAUACUGCUGGUGAUGGAGGGUUUGUCUGCUUUCCUCCAUGCUCUGCGUCUUCACUGGGUGGAAUUUCAGAACAAAUUCUACAGUGGAGCAGGAGUCAAAUUCGCCCCCUUUGACUUCUCCCUGUUACCCUCAGUCUUCGAACAGGAUGGGUUACUCUGAUCGAAACCCACCAGUUUCUGAACAGGACAUCAUAGCUUAUCGUGACCUGUUGACCUUUGGGCAUUGGACAAUUUCAGCAGCUGUAAAGGGAAGAUAAAAACAAGCAUUUUUGCACUGCCCUGUGAAACACGGUCACAGUCAGAACAGCAGGCUACGGUGUUAUUUGUACCAGUUCAUAUCAGAUGUUUCUGGUGCUGGAUUAUCAUCUGUGGCUCCACCAUCAGCUUUCAUUUAAGGAGUGUCAACAAAGUCCUGUUAUAUUAAUCUCAAGAGAUAUGACUUGUAUUUGUAAUUGCAUUAUCUUAAGCAUUUGCUGUCAUAUCGAUUUUCAAAGUGCCAUAAAUAUUUUUCAAUGUACAGUUUUGUAAUGCUACUACACUGAAACGUACUUUUGCUUGCUUUAGUUAGGUCUUAAACAUAGAAGAACAUUUGCAGGUAAAUUAUGGUGUAGGCGAUACUGCACUGUGCUGAGAACAAUGCCAAAUAACAAUUAUAAUUUUCAAUGUUAUAUUAAAGUAUAAUUUUACAGCA
Molecule: messenger RNA, 3422 nt
Organism: Danio rerio (zebrafish)
Lineage: Eukaryota; Metazoa; Chordata; Actinopteri; Cypriniformes; Danionidae
Source: RefSeq, a predicted model, not a curated record